Parus major (Great Tit) is the source of this 3693-nucleotide messenger RNA. RefSeq names its product transcription initiation factor TFIID subunit 4-like. NCBI's taxonomy places the organism in Eukaryota, Metazoa, Chordata, Aves, Passeriformes, Paridae. Gene Ontology annotation, cellular component: transcription factor TFIID complex. Gene Ontology annotation, molecular function: protein heterodimerization activity; RNA polymerase II general transcription initiation factor activity; DNA binding. Gene Ontology annotation, biological process: transcription initiation at RNA polymerase II promoter; DNA-templated transcription. The transcript is spliced from 15 exons. The record is from RefSeq and is a predicted model, not a curated record. The annotation marks the transcript as partial.
GCCCUGCCCGCCGCCCCUCAGGCCGUGUCGCCGCGGCCGGCGCUGGGCGCUGCCCCCCGGAUCGUGGCCCCGCAGCUGAUCGUGCGGCCGCCGCCGCAGACCACCAUCCAGCUGCCGCCCGGCUUCACCAUCCCGCCCGGGAUGGUGCUGGUGCGCACGGACACCGGACAGCUCGUGAUGGUGCCCCAGCAGGCCCUGGCACAGGCUCAGAUGCAGGCUCAGGUGCAGACACAGGGACAGGGUCCUGCCAACGUGUCACCCAGGCUUUCUGUGCCCACAACUGGCCCUGUUUUUCGCCUCUCAACAGCUCAGCAGGCAGCGUCCGUGGGCACGCCCGGCGUGCGCCUGGGGCUCCCCGUGCAGGCCAAGGUGGUGCCAUCCACGGCUGCGCCCGCCAGCGCCGCGGCCACGCUGCCAGGAGGGGCUGUGCUGCCACAUCCCACGGUAUCAGUAGCUCCGACGAGUGCUCCAAGUUUGUUCAAGACAACAGUGGCAACUGGAAGUUCAGGUUCUCAGCAGGCUGCAGUGCUCAGUGGUGGACAGAGCCAGGGCUCUGCUCAGCCCCAGGGCCAGCCCCGGCUGCCGCUGCCCCCGCACACGGCAGCGCAGGUCCCGGCACAGCCCCUCGUCAUCCCCAGCUCUCCCGUGCCUGGAACCACGGUUGUAUCACAGGAAAUGCAAGAGAAUGUGAAAAAAUGUAAAAACUUUUUAGCUACCCUUAUAAAACUUGCUUCUCAUAAUUCACCAUCUCCAGAAACGUCCCGCAAUGUGAAAGCUCUGGUUCAAGAUUUGUUGGAUGCAAAAAUUGAUCCAGAAGAAUUUACAGGCCGCCUUCAAACAGAACUCAAAUCAUCUCCUCAGCCAUAUCUUGUACCUUUCCUUAAGAAAAGUCUACCUGCACUGAGACAAUCUUUACUGAAUAGUCAACAUUUGGUUUUGCAAGGACAGCCGUCUCAGCAGUCACUCCAACAGACCAAGCUCUCACAAGUGAUACCUCAGUCUGCCUCGGGAAGCAUUUCCUCUGUUGUCACGACACAGACAAUAGGAAUAAGGCAACCAAACAACAUUUGCACAGUCUCUGUAUCAAAUACAGUGCAGCCUCCUCAGGUUAAGGUGGUACAGUCAAAUCAGAGUUCUCAACUGCAGAUUAUCCAGUCAACAUCUGCUCAAACUGUGAAACGAACCCCUGCUUGCCAGACUACCCAGAUUAGGAUGCCAGUGGUAAUAACUCAGACCAUUAGACCACAAGGCACAGUAGGGAAGGCACCAACAAUACAAGCCAGUAAAAGUCCUGGGGGCUUUGGUGUUCAGGUCUCUGCAAAUCAGAAAAACAAGCUGAAUGACCCUGGAGGUGGUUCUUUCAGAGAUGACGACGACAUCAAUGAUGUUGCCUCUAUGGCUGGUGUUAAUCUUAAUGAAGAAAGUGCCCGAAUUAUGGCUACCAACUCUGACUUGGUUGGAACCCAGAUCCAGUCCUGUAAAGAUGAACCCUUCCUUGCUGCUAUACCUCUCCAUAAACGCAUACUUGAAACGGCUAAAAAACUAGGAAUUACUGAUGUGCCAGCUGAGGUCGUUACUUUUAUUUCCCAUGCAACACAGAACAGAUUAAGAACAGUGAUAGAGAAGGUGACAGUGAUAACCCAGCACCGGAUGGAGUCGUACAAAGAUGAUGAAUGGUAUGAACAAGCCACGGAUGUCCGAUCACAGCUAAAGUUCUUUGAACAGUUGGAGCGUUUAGAAAAGCAAAGGAAAGAUGAACAAGAGAGGGAAAUUUUGCUGAAGGCUGCCAAGAGUCGCUCAAGGCAAGAAGACCCAGAGCAAGCUAGACUGAAACAAAAAGCAAAGGAGAUGCAGCAGCAAGAGCUUGCCCAGAUGAGGCAGAGGGAUGCCAACCUGACGGCUCUGGCAGCCAUCGGUCCCCGCAAGAAACGGAAGCUGGAUGCACCUGGGCUGCUCACCAUCGGAGGAGAGGGCGUGGGGGUGUGUGGGGGCAGCCAGGCCGGGCUGGGCACGGCCUCCCCCCGGCAGUACCCGCGGCAGAAAAUAACACGAGUCAACCUCAGGGACUUCAUCUUCUACAUGGAACAGGAGCGAGAAAUGAGCCAUUCCCUCCUGCUCUACAGAGCUCUGCUUAAAUAAAGCCAACACUUCUACUGAUUGCUCCACAGAAGCUCAACCUGCAUUGAAAGCUGUCAUUUUAAUGUGCCUUCUAUUUUUUUCAGAAGUCAAUGUUCCAGUAAUUUUGUUUUGUAAAAUUGUCAGACACAUGCAAUAAAUCCCCUUUAUGUAAAAAAAAUAUAUAUAUAAAAACCACAAAAAAUGUGCAAAAGGUUUUAAAAUGUUAACUCCACAAAUCAACAUCAAAAUCUUGCUUCAUUUGGCCAGUUUAGGUAAGGCUGGUGUUGAAGUUACACAAAUGCAAUGGCUCACCUAAACCAUCUCCUGGCCAGGCCUGGGACAGGCUCACAGGAGUGGGUCCCAGCCUUGCUGUUCACCUGAGUGUUUGCUCACGGUGCUGGGUUUUGUUUUCAGUUUACCAGCACUGUCUCACUAACCAUGGUGAUACCUGUUGCUGUUUUACUUAGCUGUAAUGGCAAUUUUUUGCACAGCCCAGAGACUAGCCACUGCACACUCCCACAAAUUUUAUAUAUUUAGGAUUUUUGCUUUUACUGCACAGCUCAUUUCCUGAGCCAUUUGCUGAACCAAAUCUUAAGUGUAUGAAAUCUGUGUGUGGGGUCUCAGCUGAGUUACCUUGACUUGCUUCCUCUUGUUUUCUAAAUCUCGUCAACCUUUUGCGCAUUUGUAGCAGCCGGUUAGUAACAAGAUUCAAAGUUGGGUUUUAUUUUCUAAAAAAAAAAUAAAAAUGUUAAUUUAUUUAUUGCAAAGAGUGCGGUUUAACGGUGGUUUUAAAAGAGAAUAUUGUUCAGUAAAGAUUUUAGAGUAUUCUAUAUGGAUUUUUAAAGUCGCUGUAAAGGUUUUUGGGGGCCGCUCCUGCUCCUGCAGCGGGGAGAGCAGGCGAGCUCUCCUGCACACCUCUGCCACCACGGCCUCAGCCCGGGGAGGCUCCAGACCUGGCACGAGGCUUUAAGGAGCAGCUGCAGGUACCUGAAGGUGGGGUGGAUGCCUUUGAAAAGCUUUGCUGAAGCAGAAUUUGGGCCCACACAGAGCCGAGCGGGGUCGGUGUGAGCCUGAGGAAUGGGGAUCGAGUAGGACACGAGCGGGCAGGAGCCACGAGCUGUGCUGCAGAGUUCACAGUGUUACACUCACCACGCAAGGGAGACGUUUGCUUAUUUAUCUUCUCUGUUUUUACUGUGUUAUGCUUGCCACUUUUUUGAGGCAAUAUUUUUUUUGAUGGGAAACCAUAGCGAAAGCACAAAUAGAACUAUUUGUCCAAUAGUUUUAAAAACAAAGGUUUUAAUUAUUUUUUAAGGUUUAUGAAAAGCAGAAGAAAAUUUAUACUGCUGCUAUUUAGCCAAAAGAUUAUUCAUAAGGUAUUUAAGGCCAGGAAGUGUAAAGUUAUGUUUUAAAUGUAUUGAUAAUUUGUACAUAUUGUUUAUAAAGGCCUUGUGUUUAUUAGAGUUACGUUAUUUUGAUGAUUUCUGUACAUACUGGUAAAUACCCCCAAUUUGUGUGAAAACAUACUCCCUUAUUUGUACUUAUUUUGUAAAGAAAUAAAACAAUUUACUAAAGUAA